Messenger RNA from Neofelis nebulosa (Clouded leopard), 582 nucleotides. RefSeq names its product mesogenin 1 (gene MSGN1). The transcript has a single exon. NCBI's taxonomy places the organism in Eukaryota, Metazoa, Chordata, Mammalia, Carnivora, Felidae. Gene Ontology annotation, cellular component: nucleus. Gene Ontology annotation, molecular function: protein dimerization activity; RNA polymerase II cis-regulatory region sequence-specific DNA binding; DNA-binding transcription factor activity, RNA polymerase II-specific. Bases 1 to 582 code for a protein of 193 amino acids. Gene Ontology annotation, biological process: mesoderm formation; regulation of transcription by RNA polymerase II. The record is from RefSeq and is a predicted model, not a curated record.
AUGGACAACCUGCGUGAGACCUUCCUUGGCCUCGAGGAGGGCUUGGGCCCCUCCGACAGCCCCGGCCUGCUGUCAUCCUGGGACUGGAACGACAGGGCAGGGCCCUUUGAGUCGAACGAGGCCUCCCCCACUCAGAGCCUGUCUCCGGCUCCAUCGCUGGAGUCCUAUGCUUCUUCUCCCCGUCCAGCUGUGGCUGGGCUGCCCUGUGGGCACGGAGGUGCCAACAGUGGGGGCAGUGGUGCCUGCGGUGGCCGUGGGACCGGUGGCCUGGGGGAGGUGGACUACAACGUGUUAGCCUUCCAGCCUGCCUACCUGCAGGGCGCUGGUGGCCCCAAGACCCAGAAGGGCGCCAAAGUCAGGAUGUCCGUGCAGCGGAGACGGAAGGCCAGCGAGAGGGAGAAGCUCCGAAUGAGGACCUUGGCCGAUGCCCUGCACACCCUUCGGAAUUACCUGCCACCUGUCUACAGCCAGAGGGGCCAGCCGCUCACCAAGAUCCAGACGCUGAAGUACACCAUCAAGUACAUCGGAGAGCUCACAGACCUCCUCAACGGCGGGCGAGAGCCUCGGCCCCAGAGCGCUUGA